AUGCUUCCAACGUACCGAGAUCAAGGUGAUCUUUGGGCACGAUUAACGGAUUUUGCCAAGGAUCAUAACGUCACGGUCAUUGGUCCAGCUUUUGCCGUCAACUAUACUAAAGAUUGCAAACAAGUUGACGUAGAGAUCGAAGUUUGUCUACCGAUAGCUGAAGACACCCAUGUUCCAAACAUAACGCCUUUCAGCGUACAUGAGAUUCCUGGUGUGGAUCGAGCUGCCGUCAUGGUUUAUGUCGGCCCGUGUAAGGGCUACAUCUCAGCUUACAAGCACUUUUUUGACUGGAUCGGUUCGGAGAAACUUAUUCCUGCCGGGCCAUCGCGUGAAGUUUAUGUAAAAAGAUCUUGUGAUGAUGGCGAGGACGACAAAGACAAUGUGACUGAAAUUCAGCUUCCCAUAGUUUAA
This is a messenger RNA of Plasmopara halstedii, 411 nucleotides long. Its product is annotated as Regulatory factor, effector binding domain. The transcript has a single exon. Bases 1 to 411 code for a protein of 136 amino acids. The record is from RefSeq and is a predicted model, not a curated record. Lineage: Eukaryota; Oomycota; Peronosporomycetes; Peronosporales; Peronosporaceae.